Molecule: messenger RNA, 2848 nt
Organism: Brassica napus (rape)
Lineage: Eukaryota; Viridiplantae; Streptophyta; Magnoliopsida; Brassicales; Brassicaceae
Product: GDSL esterase/lipase At1g73610
Exons: 5
Coding region: 1076-2095 (339 amino acids)
Biological process (GO): lipid metabolic process
Cellular component (GO): extracellular region
Molecular function (GO): lipase activity
Source: RefSeq, a predicted model, not a curated record
GUAACAUUUUAUUUAACAUUAAUUUAUAAUAAUAUAAUCUUACUAAUUAACAAAAUAAUUAAUAUAUUAUUUAAUAACAAAUGAUCCUAUUAGAUAUUUUCUCAAUAGAUUUGGUCAGAACUAAAAAUAAAAAUUUAAAUUAUAAUAAAAAUUUACUUAUUAUUAAUAUAUUAUUGAUUACUAAAAUUUUAUAGAAAUUUUAUAUAUAUGACUUAUUAAUGUAAAUAAUUAAAUAUUUCAUAUUAUAUAAUGAGAAGGUCAUAUUAUGACUUGUCAACAGUAGAUGAAAAAUAUGACUCUAAAUUAAUAGAAUAGAUAUAGAGUGUAGCUAUAAAAUUUGAAAAAUAGAAUAUAAUCUUUUUUAUAUAAUAACAUUUUAUUUAAUAUUAAUUUAUAAUGAUAUAAUAUUACUAAUUACCAAAUUAAUUAAUAUAUUAUUUAAUAAAAAUAUGAUCCUAACAUAUAUUUUCUCAAUAUAUUUUGUUAGAACUAAAAAUAAAUUUUAAAUUAUUGUUAAAAUUGAUUUAUUAUUAACAUCUUUAUUUAUUAUUCAAGUUUUAUAGAAAUGUUAUAUAUUUUACUUAAUAAUGUAAAUAAUUAAGUAUUUUAUAUUAUGUAAUUAGAUGGUCCUAUUAUGACUUGUCAACGGUAAAUAAAAAAUAAGACUGUAAAUUAAUAGAAUAGAUGUUGUCGUUUUUUUGUUCUGAAGAAGAAAUGUAUAUUUUUAGUUAAAGACGAUGAUAGAUAUUUAAAUAGUUUAUGAAAAUUUUGGAACUGUCAGUGGCAAAAAAGAACAGAUACAGAUCAUUUGCUUGACUAGAGAUUGUAUUAUCUUUCUCAUUUUGACACAUUCUAUAUACUUUACGUUUAUUGUUAGAUAAUACGCAGAAUUCGUUGAAUUUGAUAUUUCUUUCCAAAUCUUAAUACAGUGAUAAAAUCAUAAUUUGUUAAUUAUGUGAUAUCUUUGAAGGAAAUCGUGUAUAAAUAUUGACGCUUUUCUCUGUCACUUAAGUUAUCUAGUUUACAUCUCAUUUUCAGUGAUUAACCAAACACUUUAAGCUAUAAUAUUUUCGUUAUGAUGUCCAAAAUGUUAGUGGCAUUUGUGUUCACUUGUCUAUUUUAUGUUGGUUCUGCUCAACAAUUAACAGUUUCAGCACUUUUCGCUUUUGGAGACUCAAUAUUAGAUACUGGCAACAAUAAUCUUCUUGCAACUCUUACCAAGGUCAAUUUUUUUCCAUACGGCAGAGAUUUAGGUGGACUACCUACCGGGAGAUUUGGAAACGGGAGAGUUGUUUCAGAUAUGAUUGCCGAAGGGUUGGGAUUGAAGAAUCUCUUACCAGCAUAUCGCAAUCCAGCCCUCUCGAGCAACGAUCUAGUGACUGGUGUGUGUUUUGCAUCUGGUGGAUCUGGACUUGAUUCUAUCACUGCUAUGAUGCAGGGGGUUAUAUGGGUGCAAGAUCAAGUGAGAGAUUUCCAAAACUACAUCACUAGACUAAACGGUGUAGUAGGAAGUCAAGAGAAAACAAAUGAAAUUAUAUCAAAUGCGGUUUAUUUAAUCUCAGCGGGGAAUAAUGAUAUUGCUAUCACAUAUUUCACUACGGUAACUAGAAGGCUACAAUACACUCUUCCAGCAUACACUGAUCUCCUAGUCACUUGGACUCGUGAUCUAAUAAAGAGUCUAUACGAUAUGGGUGCAAGAAAAUUUGCGGUUAUGGGAACACUACCGCUAGGUUGCUUACCGGGAGCAAGAAGCUCGAUUGCAAACUUAUUCAAAGUAUGUGAAGUGUUUUCAAAUCAAGCAGCUGCUAUGUUUAACCAGAAAUUAUCUGCUGAACUUGACAAUCUUGGCGCAGCAUUUCCGGGUGCCAAAUUCAUGUACAUAGAUAUGUACAAUCCUCUUAUGGGUCUCAUCAACAACCCUCAAGCUUCAGGGUUCAUUGAUGCAGCUGAUGGAUGUUGUUGUACACCAAUGUCUAUAAUGCCGUGCUUAGACGCGUCGAGUUAUGUGUUUUGGGAUAUUGCCCAUCCGACCCAGAAGUCAUACCAAACGAUCACACCAAAUAUUAUUCAAGAUAUUAAAGCAAAGCUCGCAUGAUCAAUUUCUCAAACUUUUUAGUUUGUUUUGAGUAAUACUUCAUGUUCUGUUAUUCUGUUUAACGAAAUAAUAUCUAUCAGUUGUCUCAAUCUCCAUAAUUAUUUUUCAGCGUAAUACACAUUUUGAAUGUUAAUGUUGAGUGUAGUGUUUUAUAUUAGGGUUCAGAUCUCAUUUACGGGCCUUGGAGCUUUCUGAUAAUGCUUGCUAGUAUCCUCCUGAAGAUAUAUCAACUAACAUAAAACGGUGGAUUUAACAAAUUAAAAAAGUUACUUUUGUUAUGACUUUUUGAAGUUUGAGCAUAACUUUUCCAAAAUAUUUCAUAAUUAGUAGUAAGAUUUAUGCUAUUGUCAUUUUCUAUUCGAGUUAAUCGAUACGCCUGCUUUUUUCAGAGGGCCUUCAAAGUUCAAACUUCAAACCACCGUAUUCAGGAAGCAUCUUUCAUGUCGAUUUUUGAUAAUACUGACAUUUUAGUUAUCUUUUUCUUACAGCUUUUGUUAUUUUGUAAAAACUCUAGAUUUAAAUCUCACUGGUCCGUAGCUGGAUUCCUUUGCCUGUCACAUGAAUCCAAAACCUCACGUGAACCUUAGUUUUAAACUAGUCCUAAUUUCAAUAAAUCUAGUGGCGAUAUUUAAAUAUAUUUUUUAGUUUUAACGUCUUCUUUUUGUAGAUUUGAAGUUUUAACAUACCCAUAGGGACGCAAAUUAAAAUCGUAAACUAAAUUAAAAUUUGAAAUUAGUAACUGCGUAAAAGUGU